Penicillium subrubescens is the source of this 1920-nucleotide messenger RNA. Its product is annotated as ankyrin repeat and BTB/POZ domain protein. The record is from RefSeq and is a predicted model, not a curated record. The transcript has 3 exons. Gene Ontology annotation, molecular function: protein binding. The annotation marks the transcript as partial. Gene Ontology annotation, cellular component: ubiquitin ligase complex; cytoplasm. NCBI's taxonomy places the organism in Eukaryota, Fungi, Ascomycota, Eurotiomycetes, Eurotiales, Aspergillaceae.
CCGGCUCCGUCCCGCAUCUUGUUGACUUUCCUCCCACCUCGAGGUGGCAAGCUGCAAGCUACUAGAUCAAGUCCAGAGGAAACCAUGGCAGAUACGACUGUCUUACGCAAGGAUCAGCUGGAGAUCAGCUUGCACAAUGAGAAAAAGCUGAUCAAGGAAGGCACCAUCAAGGAUGACAACCCGCUAGACCUGAGUGAGCCAUUCCGUGAACUUUGCAGUGCUUGCCGGAGGGGCGAUCUGAAAGUCUGCCAGGAGAAAAUCACCGAGGGCGUCAAUGUGAACGCUCGCGAUUUGUAUGAUUAUACGCCAUUGAUCCUGGCCAGUCUAUGCGGACACUAUGAAGUCGCGCAACUAUUACUUGAAUCAGGCGCACUAUGUGAGCGAGAUACGUUUCAAGGAGAAAGAUGUUUAUACAAUGCCUUGAACGAUCGGAUACGCAACCUCCUUCUCGAGUACGACUAUUCCAAGUCGACGGACCCACUCCAGCCCCUUGCUGCGCAUAUUGCCUCGUUACUCACUCGAGAGUCCCCUGUGACAACUGAUAUUACCGUCGCCGUCGCCGACCAGGAAAUCGCCCUUCAUAAAUUCAUAUUGGCCGCCCGCUCUCCCUACUUCCGUGCCAAGCUUGCCCCUGCUCCAGAAACCACAACAUGGAAGCUCCCCAGUACGACCCCACCGGAAGCAUUUGCUGCUGCGAUCCGAUAUCUAUACCUGGGUGAAGCUCCGCGUGAAUUAAGGAGUGGACCGGGCACUGGGUUCACAGAAUCCGAAGUCUUCACGGGCAUCGAUAAGAUCUCCAAACACCUUGAAAUCGAAAGUCUUAUGGAUAGCCUCCUGGACAGCGGGGAUAGGCGGCGCGCGAGGCAACGGAGGACCGUGGAGCUCGGCAAGGGCCGAGAUCAGUUCGAAGAGUGGUUCCGGGAGAAUGUCCUGGGUAACCGGGUGGUUAUUGAGACAUCAAAGGUUGAUGAAGUCAAGUGGGACCGCAACAAUGCAAUCUUUGCAGAUGUCCUCCUGCGAGCAGAUGAGCUGCCAGACGAGGAUGACGGCGCUACAGACGAAGUCCCAAAAUCUACGUUGUUUCCCUGCCACAGGGCGAUGCUCCUCCGAUCGGAGUUCUUCCAGGCAAUGUUCACGUCCUCGUUCCGAGAAGCGCACAUCAAGGAUCAGCUGCACAUUAUCGAUGUUGACUGCGCGCCGGACGUUCUAGAGAUUAUCUUGACAUUCUUAUACACCGAGCGGGCAGAUUUCCCUCUGGAAAUAGCCGUCGACGUUUUGUUCGCCGCCGACAUGCUCUUCAUCGAGAAGUUGAAGACCAAGGCAGCUGUUGUCAUCAGCACCUUGGGUAGUGGAGUAUCUCAGUCUGAAGCAGCCAGGACUCGCGGUACCAAGGACGAAGACGACAUCGAUAUUUAUGCGAUUAUCCGAGCCGCUUGGUUAACUCGCGUCCAGCGUCUGGAAGAGUUUGCCGCUCGCUUCCUCGCAUAUAGGCUGGAGGCCCACAUUGAUUCGCCCGAGUUCGCGGAGUUGAUCAACGAGUCUGCGGCUCGCAUUCAGGCACGUCAGGAAACUGAUUCCAUCGAGUUGCUGGAUGAUAUCCGCUUUUACCUCAAUGAGCGUUUCAGAUUGCGAUUCGACGAUGCUGGUCUUGACGAGUUGAUGGAAGAGCAGCCGCCAAUCGCGCAGUCUGAAGAUAUAGGAGAGAUUACGGAAGGAGUUGAGGCGAUGAAUGUCGCCAAGUCCACGCCUGCGACUACUUCGCUUGAUGCGCUGACUCUGCAAUCGAAUGGGUAUACCCGGGAGAUUCGGACAUUGGAUGGUGCAAUCGUUGAGGACGAAUUUGACGAGGACGCGAUGAACUACCAGAUUCUGUUGGAGAAGCUGGAUGCCCUCCUAGAGAGAUUGAACCUGGAUGCGUAA